Molecule: messenger RNA, 768 nt
Organism: Aspergillus luchuensis
Lineage: Eukaryota; Fungi; Ascomycota; Eurotiomycetes; Eurotiales; Aspergillaceae
Exons: 2
Coding region: 1-768 (255 amino acids)
Molecular function (GO): zinc ion binding
Source: RefSeq, a predicted model, not a curated record
AUGAGACAGUGGAACUCAAAGAUGUCCUCUCCUGCUCUUCGAUCUAACUAUGAAGGAGCAUGCAUCGAUGAUGAAGGAGAUUUUCUCUGCAAGUGCGGGUUCAGCAUGCGCAUAUCCACAGUGAGUGACAGGAAAAGCCCAAAUUUUGGGAAGAAGUAUAUGGCAUGCAGACGAGGAAGAGAAAGCGCAAAUCGGUGCCGGAUUUUCAUUUGGUACGAGGAGCUUCCUCGGAUAAAGCUUCUUCUCUCUACGUUUUCAGAACCUGCGACACCAAGAAGAACGUUAGAUAUCCGACAAUUUGGGGUUCUCACACCAGUUACCAGUUCAAGGAAAGGGCAUCCACCCAUAGACAGGACAACUAGCCGAAACCAAUCAAGCCAAGUUACAACCCCAAAACGCCCACUGUUUUCUACAUCCGGGCAAGUCAACAAGAAGCCAAGAAUAUUGGGUACUCCAUCACGGUCCCCUAGCCCCGCACAGUCCAAAACUCUCGAUGUUGGCAGCCCUACAUGGGGUCCUGACACUGAAACUUCCCCAUCAUUAAGAUCAGAAACCAUGCAUUCUAUGAGGGGAAGAUCGCGCCGAUGGGAAGAAUACGAGACGGAUUUACUAAACACACCUACCAAGCACAGAACCCAUAUGGAGAAUUUCAAGCCAAAUGAUGGGAAAACAGAGGUGGCGAAAGGAGAAGACGAAGAAGAUCUUCUUUCUGACUGGGAUGACACUAUCGUCUCAGAAGUGAUUCAGAUCGCCGAUGAAUCUACAUGA